AUGUCCGCCGCAAUUCAAGCAGCGCGGACGACGCCGCUCGACGUACCGCUUCACUUCGUCGGGGAGUCGGACGUCCUUGCACAGACAAUGGUCCGCGACCUACGAAUGUGGGAAGACCGGGGCUGGAUCGACGCACCUCUUGGGAAACUGGCCCGCGUCCUGGCCAACGUGCUACGACAACGGUGCGCAGUGACCACGUUCCAACAAGCGGAGACCCAAGACGAGCGGGCGGAAAUGGGCAAAGCGAAAAUCGAAGCGCGGGCAUGCAGAGACAUAAGAGCGGUGGCCCCUAGCAUGACAACCAACCCUGUCUUUGACCUGUCGGGAGCCCGCUUGUCAGUAAUGUCACAAAAGCUAGCAUACCGGGGUGUGGUACUCCGCAAGGGAACACCAACCCGGGCGACCACCGCCCACAAUAUAGCCAACAUCCAGAAAUCCCUGCUUACCAGCCAAGGCCUACGGGUCCACGCGUCGGACGUAUGGCGCAGUAUACGAGGCCAGGACAUGAGAAAACAGAUUUCAGAUUUUCUUUGGAAAACCAUGCACGGCGCCCAGAAGUGCGGAGUAUACUGGGAGAAAAUACCAGGGUACGAGCAGAGGGGAAUAUGCGGCCACUGCGGCGAAACUGAAUCGAUGACGCACAUUCUACUGGAUUGCACAGCCCCAGGUCAACACAUCAUCUGGUCGCGAGCGGCGGCCCUCUGGGCCCGGAAGGGCCUCCCGUGGCCGCAACGACUAAGGAUAGAGGAUAUCCAAGGAGUGAACCUGCGACGAUGGACACACGCAAGGGGUCGAAGACGGAAGGGCGCCGAGAGACUAUGGCGUAUCCUCGUCUCAGAGUCGGCCUUCCUAGUCUGGAAGCUUCGUUGCGAGCGUGUCAUCGGCCACGAAGACCAGGACGACUGGCACCACACCGAAAGGGCCAUAGUGGCACGCUGGGUGAAGGCCAUCAACGACCGAUUACACUUAGACAUGUCUCUGACCCACCGGCGCUUCGGCAGAAAGGCCAUAAAGACAGACAAGGUACUAAGGACGUGGAACGGCACGUUGAUAGACGAGCUAGCGCUACCAGAAGACUGGACGAAAUACAAUCGGGUUUUAGUGGGUAUUGAUCCGGCAAGUCUCGAGGCACGGGACGAUGGAUGA
Molecule: messenger RNA, 1146 nt
Organism: Fomitopsis serialis
Lineage: Eukaryota; Fungi; Basidiomycota; Agaricomycetes; Polyporales; Fomitopsidaceae
Exons: 1
Coding region: 1-1146 (381 amino acids)
Source: RefSeq, a predicted model, not a curated record